This is a messenger RNA of Centropristis striata (black sea bass), 2571 nucleotides long. RefSeq names its product TBC1 domain family member 12-like. The coding region runs from base 67 to 1602 and encodes 511 amino acids. The record is from RefSeq and is a predicted model, not a curated record. The transcript is spliced from 14 exons. Lineage: Eukaryota; Metazoa; Chordata; Actinopteri; Perciformes; Serranidae.
UGCACCGAGGGGUCAGAGGUCAACCUCAGAGGGGGCGGGGCUACCAGGGGCGCUGACCUCCAACCGAUGCCAUCAGAGGCGUCUCAGGUGGAUAUAACUCCACCCCCAGACUCUGACUCAGACACCCAGGACGGACAGGUCAGCUCCGACGACGACGCCUUCACCGCUGAGCCACCGGGCGCGCCUCCCCUCCCCUCUGCUGAUUCUCACCGCAGGAACACGUUUGCGUGCAGCCGGCGGCAGAGCGCCCCGGGUCAGCUGCUGCAGGAUGACGAGCUGCAGUCCAGGAGGCCAGACAUCGCCGAGAUCUUCAGCAGCAGGAAGCAGCGGUCCGUCAGUCAAAGCGUUCCCGGCUGGAAGUUGUUUGGUAAAGUUCCUCCUAAACAGAGUCCGUCUAAACAGGCUCGGACCAUCCAGCAGGAGUUCGAGGCGCGGCAGGUGGCGUCCUGCAGCUCUCCGUCCCAUCAUGCCUCGGGGCAGCCGGGCCGGAGGAAGGCGGAGUUCGAGCCGCUGUCGACCACAGCGCUGAUCCUUGAGGACCGGCCGCCGAACCUUCCCGCCAAGCCCGCCGAGGAGACGGAGAGACACCGGCAGCAGUACGAGCAGAUGGUGGCCGGCGCCAGGAGGAGAGAGCUGAAGGAGGCCCAGAGGAGGCAGCAGCAGCGGGAGCAGCGCUUCAGACAGGAGGAGGAGAUCUGCAGCGCCGCGCUGGUCUGGAACCAGAACAUCCUGCCGCACUGGGACGCCAUGCGGUCCAGCCGGCGGGCUCAGGACCUGUGGUGGGGCGGGUUACCCCCCAGCGUCCGGGGUCGGGUCUGGAGUCUCUGCAUCGGGAACGAGCUGAACAUCACAGCAGAGCUCUACCAGAUCUUCCUCUGCAGAGCAAGAGAGAAGAGGAGCCUCAGCCACACUGACGGCGGAGACUCAGAGUCCAGCUUGGACCUCAUCAGCCGGGACGUCUCCAGGACGAUGCCCGCACUCUGCGUCUUCCAGAAGGGUGGACCUUACCACGACCUGCUGCAAAGCAUUCUGGGAGCCUACACCUGUUACAGACCAGAUGUGGGAUAUGUGCAAGGCAUGUCCUCCAUGGCAGCAAUGCUGAUCCUGAACAUGGAGGAGUUGGAGGUCUUCAUCAGCUUCUCUAACCUAAUGAACAGACCGUGUCAGAUGUCCUUCUGCAGAGUUCAGCACCAGCAGAUGCUCAGGUAUUUUGGGGCCUUCCAGGUGUUUUUUGAGGAGUCUCUUCCUCAUCUCUUCCUUCACUUCCAGUCUUCAGGUGUGACUCCAGACCUCUACCUCAUGGACUGGAUCCUGUCCCUCUACAUGAAGCCCCUCCCCCUGGACGUGGCGUGCAGAGUCUGGGACGUCUUCCUGCGGGACGGGGAGGAGUUCCUGUUCCGGACCGGUCUGGGGAUCCUGAAGCUGCACGAGGACGUCCUGCUGCACUUGGACCUCGUCAGCAUCGCUCAGUUCCUGUCCCGCCUCCCCGACGAAGAUCUGCUCUCUGAUAGGCUGUUCUCCUGCAUCUCGGCCAUGCCCAUGCUGAGUGGGAACAGGAAGUGGACUCAGGUUCUGUCAUCCUGCAGAGACACAAGCAGCUGAUCUCAUCAUCAAUAAAUCAAUAAAUAUUUCUGUAUCAUUUUAUUUAUUUCUGUAAUAAGUACGUUUAAAAGAUGAACUCUAGAAGACAGGAAUCUGAAUAUAGAUAUAAAUAUAAAAUCAUAUUAAAUUAUCAUCAAAAUGUCUUUUUAAAUUAAAUUUAAAAACAAUGUCAACUCUGUUCUUUUUAUAUUUAUUUUACACGUCAGAAACUUUCUCAUAAUUGCAAGAAAGUAAUUUGUGUUUUCUGUAAAAUAAAAUCAACAACUGCUCAUAAAGUUGCUUAUGUUAUUUACAGUGGUGGAAUGUAACUAAGUACAUUUACUCAAGAACUGUACUUAACUACAAUUUUGAGGUACUUCACUCAAGUAUUUCGAUUGUAUGUAACUUUAUACUUCUACUUCACUACAUUUUUUAGGCAAAUAUUGUACUUUUUACUCCACUACAUUUAGCUGACAGCUUUAGUUACUUUUCAGGUCGAGAUUGCACAUAAUAAACAUGAUACAUUUCAAGUGAUAAGACAUUUUAUUAGAUUAAACCACAUAACAGUAUUUUUAAUGCUUAAAAUGAGCCCCGUCUUGAGAAAAUAGACCACUGCAUCCAUAAUUGCAUCUAUAAUAAUAAUCUAAUAAUAUAUUUGACAACCUGAGUGGGGCCAUUCUGUAUAACGAGUACUUUUACUUUUGAUACUUUUACAUUUUGAUGCUAAUACUUUUGUACUAUUACUUCAGUAAGUUUGGAAUGCAGGACUUUUACUGUAGUGGAGUAAGUGUGGUAUUACUUUUAAGUAAGGGAUCUGAAUACUUUUCCCACCACUGGUUAUUUAUGAUUUCUGGAAAACUUGUUCAGAAAUAAAAGCACAUUUCAAAAUUAUAUUUUAUUUAUUUUUCCUGUUGUUCAGUUGUAAUAACAGUCUGUAUCCACACUUUAUAUCAUUUAGUUUUACUGUAUUUAUUAAACUGACUGAAUAAA